GGGAGGACUUUGUCCCAUCGACCUCCAGACUUAAUCAUCAAAAAUUGAUCAAAGGUUGAAAAAUCAUUCAUACUUUCUUUGGAUGUCAUCACUCUCCACUAACCCAUACCUACACAAUACAUAUAAUAAUUAUAAAUCAUGCAGCAUUUGCACAUACAAAAAUAAUAAUAAUAUAAAAGAAACUUUAACAAAACAGUGACAAAAAAUAAUUAAAGAAGGCUGACAUCAUCAACAUCUCUUCACUUCAACAUGGUACUGCCGCAAUGGACGGCCCAGAUCGAUUCUCCCUUCCCUCAUCUCCCACUCCGCUAAUUUAUCUUCAUCAUCUUCCUCGUCUCUCCCACCUUCCAUUCUCACUCUCUCUUCAGUGCUCAGGCUGAGAGCCCACUGACAGAUCUGCUGAUUGCUUCUGAUACAUACUGUGAUCGAUGUUGCUGGGAAAGCGUCCUCGUCCUCCCAAUCUGCUUCAGAGGACGAGGAGCAUGACGGGGAUCUCCGUCGACGUGGGCGAAGUGGAAGCUCCGGCGCCGGCCGAUCACCAGAAACCCAUCGGAUAUUUGGAAGAGAAGGGGGGCCCGGAAAUACUUGGACAGCAGCGAUUAGUGUUGGGGAUGGUGUCACCCAGAAACCCCAGAGUGAGGAGCUCCGAUGAUCUUCAUCUUCGUCAUGGUUUGUUGGAGACGACGGCUCAUUUCUUGAGGACGUGUGGCCGCUGUAAACGCCGGCUGGCGCCUGGCCGUGAUAUCUACAUGUAUAGGGGAGACACAGCCUUCUGCAGCGUGGAGUGCAGAGAAGAACAGAUGAAGGAAGACGAGAGAAAAGAGAAAAGCAGCAGCAGCUGCGUCGCCUCAAAAAAAGAUCAUCGUCAUCAUCAUCAGCAUCAACGCGCAGAGUUAGCGCCCGCGGCUCAUGCCACCUCUCACUCCAAAACUUCCAGCAGUACUACUGGUAAAGGCGAGACGGUGGCCGCCGCCUGAAAAUUCAUCGGCUGUGUGCGGUGUCGGAUGCAUAUGAUCGACAGAAAUUAGGGGAGAGAUUAGAAACAUGCACGCAGAUCAGAUCAGAUCAGAUGUGAUGAGAUGAGAUGACCGCGUUAAUUAAUUGCCCCCAUAUAUAUUUUAUGCAUAAUUAUAUAUGCUCGACUGUUAAUUAAUUAAUUAAGUCAUGGUACUGUUAAUUAAUUAAUGUGUGAAAAUUAUUGUGGAAAAGAUCGAUUGGGGGUGGGCUGCAAAUACUGAUCUUAAGAUCAAUUGCUUAAUUUCAUGAACAAGAUUUCCAUCAUGUUAGUUUGAACCUACACUAUCUGAAUCAUGCGAGUUCUAAUUUCCUCGUC
Molecule: messenger RNA, 1333 nt
Organism: Malania oleifera
Lineage: Eukaryota; Viridiplantae; Streptophyta; Magnoliopsida; Santalales; Ximeniaceae
Product: FCS-Like Zinc finger 5
Exons: 2
Coding region: 429-977 (182 amino acids)
Source: RefSeq, a predicted model, not a curated record